Molecule: messenger RNA, 1437 nt
Organism: Cololabis saira (Pacific saury)
Lineage: Eukaryota; Metazoa; Chordata; Actinopteri; Beloniformes; Belonidae
Product: leucine-rich repeat-containing protein 43-like
Exons: 10
Coding region: 1-1437 (478 amino acids)
Molecular function (GO): protein binding
Source: RefSeq, a predicted model, not a curated record
AUGGCCUCAAAGACACUUUCUGCUGUGUUAGAGAAGAAGAUUCGCCGCCUCGACCUGAAUUCCUUUCCCUGUGGAAACGGUCCAUGGAGAAAGACUAAAGACAGUGAUGGACCAGAGAAAGAGUCUGUGGACGACCUGCUACGUCUGCUGAAUUGUCCUCCACGGCCGGACAGCGAGUCAUGGAGCCGUCAGGCCUCGGCCCUGAGGGAGCUGGCUGUGCGCACACCGCAGCGCCUCAAUCAACGCUUUAUCUACACUUACUUCACUACACUUCACAUUGUGGACGAAGACGUGUCAGUCAUUGACGAUGGCCUGCUGAAGUUCUCAAAACUGGAGGAGCUCGUUCUGAGUGCCAAUUACAUUUUAGAAAUCCCGUGGAAUAACCUUCCCAGGACGUUGAAGAUUUUGGAGCUACGUGCAAACAGGUUGUCUUCUUUGGACAGUCUUAGCAACGGUUCACCUCCUCAGCUGCAGUACCUCAGCCUCGCAUCAAAUUCACUGGGUUCCAAUAGAGAUGCCUUUCAUCUUACAGGAAUACACUGGCCGCUGCUGGUGUGUCUGGACAUCAGCGACUGUGAGUUUCAGGAUCUUCAGGCCCUGCUGGAGGCCUUGAGCACCCUCUCACGUCUUAAGACAGUGGUCCUGGAGGGAAACCCUUUCACCCUCUCACCAGCAUAUCCAGGCCUUACUGUGGACAGUCUCCCACAGCUAGAUUACCUCGAUUGCUCAUGGAUCUCCCGUGAUGAAAGGCAUCGCUUCAGGGGCUUGGCCGACAUGAGAGAUCUGAUAGUGGACACGGCUUCAGUCACGGUGACUGUGGGAAAAGUGAGGGGGAUCCCAGAUCCACUGAUGAGCGUCAAUGAAAAGGCCACAGUUGUCAGCUAUUCCAUCACAUAUGACUUCCUGACUCAUGACUCGAAAGUUGACACUGCGUCCAUGGCACAUGGAACAGAACCCAGCCCGCUCAGCUCUGACCUCCUGCCAAACGAAAACUUUUCCCAGUACACCACAUCAAAACGGAACUGGUCAGAUAUAAUGGACUUCUGUUACACACAAACCUUUGUUUUAAAUUCUCUGAGCAACUUGAAGAAAUUCUUCAAUUGGGGACUUUAUGUCAGGCUAGAGGAGGAAAAGGUGUUAGUUCCUGCAUCCUCUGAAGUGACCAAAUCCAAAAAGAAGAAAGACGGGACUGGGAAAAAAUCUCAAGUUAAACCGGACGAACCUAAAGACAAACAUAAAAAAAAGGAACCUGUUCCUGAAGCUGUUGAAGAAGUCUCCAUCAGGCGAGUCCUUGGCUCUGCACGUGUACCGCUCCAAAGCCUGAUCAAGGGAGGUCAGAAAGUCCAAGUCCUCUGCAACUUGGAUCUGCUGCACACAAACCCUGAGGUGGACACUACACAAACACUUCAAAAGGCAGGUCGUUUUUCAAGCUUGUGA